This is a messenger RNA of Lepisosteus oculatus (spotted gar), 4870 nucleotides long. It is a transcript of the gene helq, whose product is annotated as helicase, POLQ like. Gene Ontology annotation, molecular function: ATP binding; nucleic acid binding. NCBI's taxonomy places the organism in Eukaryota, Metazoa, Chordata, Actinopteri, Semionotiformes, Lepisosteidae. The record is from RefSeq and is a predicted model, not a curated record.
UUACGUUUUUAAUUGCUCGGACGUGGACGUCCUGUAGAAUGUUGCUAUAUCUUAUGACAGUUUUUAAUGAAGCAAAAGCGUUAUGAAAAAGUGAUGGCUCUCCAAACCAUGUAAAGAGAAAAUUGUCUUUUUUUUUUUGCUGUGGAAAAUGUUGUCAUCGCAAUUGUGUCUGUCUUUUGACGUUUGUUCUUCAGCUAAAAAGAACGUUUGGUUAGCCGUUUUAAUAUUUGUUCUUUAAAACACUAUUUCGCUUUUAUAGCUUUGACAUUAAAAGCUACUAUUUAAUUUUUAUUAUGUGUUAUUUACUUAAAUCUAAGAUUACACUAGUUUAUCUUGAUUCGGAGCUAUUGUACACAAUAUUAGAUACAAAACAUGCACAUUUCGAAACGAACCGUUAGGGUCCUUUAUGUACGUUUUUGUCGGCUGGUAUGAUGAGCUCACAAUUAGACCAAGAAAUAAACAUCAAACGAGUCUCCCGCAAGAGAUCGAGAGAUGCUUUGAGAAGUCACUUCACCCCUGCAAAAAAAAGACAUAGUAGCAGCCCCACCGCGAAAGAGCACAGCUCGUCGCUGCAGGAGCAAGACGUUGGACAGACAGAGUCUGGAUACAUGGCAGAUGCUCAGCACAACGAGUACUGCAGUGAUGAUGAAGACCUCUUUGGUGAUUAUGACAGCAUCGCCUGUGACACCUCCUUCCUGGCAAAGCUCGACGAUAUAGAACUGAACUUCGAACAACGCAGCAGUACCCCAGUUCUGAACACUGCUGAGAAUGAGUGUGCAAAGACUAGGGGACAGCACUCAGAUAUCAAACAGCAGCUUGUUCACCUCGAAACAGACUUGAAUACAUUAAAAACCACGGAAAAUUGCAAUGAUCUUAAAAGACCAUCCCACAAGGAGAUCUGUGAAGGUAACUCUUCAGCUGAUGACUUUUUCGCAGAACUGCCAAGUUCCCAGCUUGCGUUUCAGCAAGAGAACCACAAAGCUGCAAUGAAACCAAGGAGUAUGAGUUCUGCAAAAGGGGAACACAGAGAGUCAGACAAUUCCUCCGUGUGUUACACGUCCUCUGCAUUGAGGAGAGAUGAUGGCCCCAUUGUCCUGCAAAACAAAUCAGAGAUGAAGAUCAGAAACCCUGCUUUGCAGAGGAGAGUGAGCUUGAGAGACCAGCUGAAGAAGGCCAUGCUGGGAAAUGCCUUGGUGCAGUCACCCCAGGUGUCUCGUAUGAAAGAACAGAAGCAGACUGUGGUGGAUGAGGAGAUUAAUGUGGCACUGCAAGCCAUGGAACCUUCCUCAGCUAUUGAUCUUGGACCGUUUUUUGGGCUUCCUAGUAAAGUAAAAGACCUGAUCUACAGACUAAGAGGGAUUAAAGAUCUGUAUGAAUGGCAGCAGACCUGUCUGACACUGGACUCUGUACAGCAGAGGAGGAACCUCAUUUACUCAUUACCCACUAGUGGAGGGAAGACAUUGGUUGCUGAGAUACUAAUACUUCGUGAACUGCUCUGCAGAAAAAACGAUGCUUUGCUGAUUCUACCUUAUAUCUCCCUUGUUCAGGAGAAGGUUAGAGGGCUGGCUAGCUUUGGGCUAGAGCUGGACUUCCUUGUGGAGGAGUAUGCAGGAAGCAAAGGCAGGUUUCCCCCAGUGAAGAGGAGAGUGAAGAAAUCCCUGUACAUUGCCACAAUCGAGAAGGCACACAGCCUUGUCAACUCUCUCAUUGAAACAAACAGACUUGACAACCUGGGACUCGUAGUGGUGGAUGAGCUGCACAUGCUGGGGGAUGGCAGCAGAGGAGCAAUAUUGGAAAUGACACUGGCAAAAGUUCUCUAUGUUAGCAAAACAACACAGAUCGUAGGGAUGAGUGCAACCCUGAGCAAUGUGGGAGAUCUGCAGAAGUUCCUUCAUGCUGACAAUUACACCAAUGACUUCAGACCUGUCCAGCUUAAGGAAUAUGUAAAGCUCCAAGAUUGCAUUUAUGAAAUUGAUCCAAAGGAAGAAGAAUGCUUCAAGUUUUCUCGACAGUUAAAUUUUAAGUAUUCCAGUAGUAUGCAGAAGAUGGAUCCUGACCACUUAAUUGCUUUGGUGACCGAAGUCAUCCCAGCACAUUCCUGUUUAGUAUUUUGUCCCACAAAGAAAAACUGUGAAAAUGUGGCAGAAAUGAUCUGCAAGUACUUGAAAAAGAGCUUCAUGCAACACAAAGAGAAAGAGAAGGUCAAUCUCCUCAACGAACUCAAGAGCACGGGGAAUGGCACCAUAUGCCCGGUGUUGAAGAAGACAGUUCCUUAUGGGAUUGCAUACCACCACAGUGGGCUCACGAGCGAUGAGAGGAAGCUAAUAGAGGAAACCUAUGCGUCUGGCGCUCUCUGCCUCCUGACCUGUACUUCCACGUUGGCGGCUGGAAUCAACCUGCCAGCUCGCAGGGUUAUUCUGCGCUCUCCCUAUGUUGCAACGGAAUUUCUGAAGAGAAGCCAGUAUAAGCAGAUGACUGGCAGAGCGGGUCGAGCUGGCAUUGACACGUCAGGGGAGAGUAUCCUCAUCCUUCAGGAGAAGGACAAGCUACUGGCCAAGGAACUGGUGAGCAGAUCAAUGGAAAACUGCUACAGUAACCUGAUGCAUGACAGUGGCAGGGGCAUACUAAGCCUCAUCCUCUCCCUAAUUGGGUUAAGUAUAACAAGGACGUUGGGGGAGAUUCGGGACUUUGUCUCAUGUACUCUUUUCAGCGUACAAGAGAAACAAAUAUGUGGUGAGAAGAGCCUGUGGGACAUUGUGAGUGAAUCACUAGACAUCCUGACAAAGAAGGGCCUUGUUAAAAGCACUGCUGGCGAAGAAGAAACUCUUCUUGAAGUGACAAAGUUGGGUAGAGCCACCUUCAAAGGUUCUGUAGACCUCACCUACUGCGACGUUCUCUACAGAGACUUGUCAAGAGGCCUGGAGGGUCUUAUGCUGAAUAGCCUCCUUCAUUUGAUUUAUUUAGUGACACCUUAUGAGAUGGUCAUGCAGUGCAAGCCAGACUGGAUGAUGUAUUUUAGACAGUUUACCCAGCUGACUGCAGCAGAACAGAAGAUGGCUUCUGCAGUCGGUGUGCCUGAGAGCUUCAUUGCUAAAAAGGCAUCAGGGCAGAGCAUGAAAAAGGCAGUUGACAAUGUAGCAGUGAACAGGCUGUACCUAUCCUUUGUGCUGUUUGCGAUGUUGAAAGAGACUAAUCUGUGGACUGUGGCUGAGAAGUUCAGCCUGACACGAGGCUUUGUGCAGAGUUUGCUGAGUUCAUCCUCAGCCUUCUGUUCAUGUGUCCUGCAUUUCACAGAGGAACUGGAAGAGUUCUGGGCUUACAAGGCACUCCUCACAGAGCUCACUAAAAGACUCACAUAUUGUGUCAAGAUAGAGCUGAUUCCUCUAAUGGAAGUAGCUGGAGUUUUAGAGGCUCGAGCCAAGCAGCUGUACGGUGCUGGGUAUAAGACCUUGGCUCAUCUUGCCAAUGCGGACCCAAAUCUUCUUAUAAAGGCAAUAGAGAACCUCUCCAAACGACAAGCAAACCAGAUUGUAGCUUCUGCCAAAAUGCUGCUAACUGAAAAGGCAGAGGCCUUGCAAGAGGAAGUGGAUGAGCUGCUGACUUUGCCACAUGAUCUACCUUCUCUUUAAACAGUUGUACAGUUCAGUUUUUAAGAAAGACAAAUUGUGUAGAAAUGUAUAAAGCUUGAGAUUUUAUUUUGAAGAACAAAUAAGUGUUUUUUGUUUUUCAAAAAGCUGUCAUUCUUUUUUUCCAGUCCAGCCUCAGAAUGUACUUCUACAGGACGAUCCAUUAUAACCGGUUUCUCUUGUGGGUUCUUGAAAGAAAGCAUAUGUCUGAUGGCUUAAAGUGUCAUCCUUUGUAGAUACGUUCUUAAUUUUCAAAUGCUAAACAAGGGUUUUAUAACUACUGUACCAUUGUAAUUCUAGGUAGCAGAUGUGUGCUGUACACUUAAGUGAUGGCAAUUUAGCGAGGAAAUUGUUUUUAGUAGUGUAAACUUGUAGUUCAAGAAAUUAACAUGUGCCUUUUACUGCUUUCUUCAUUGUUAAUAAACGAGAAGUGACACAUCCACUUUAAAGUUAAUAUUUACAUCUGUACUGUGCCAUUCCAUUGUCAUUUAACUUACAUCUCUGGAAUUUACCAAACAUACAAUCCCUAAUCUAAAUAUAUGUAUAGUGUGACAUCAAGUUCUUUUCUAAGUUAAAUCUUACAAUGAACUUAUCAACCUUAAACAAGGUCUUGUUUUAUUUUUGUUCUGUGAAAUGAGUCGUGCACAAUAUCAUAUGAAGAGGAAAUUGUGGGAUUUUGUUUUAUUACGGUUAUAAUUUGUUAUAUCAUUCUUUUAAGAUUGAUAUAAAUUUAAAUUAUCUAAACCAAAUCUGAGGUUCUAGUGCUGGUCUGCAUUUUUGUACCGGCACUGUGGCAGUUAUUUCAAAGUCCAUACCUGUAUUAUAUCAAUGAGGAUAUGGGUAUUCAUCUUGAUAAUGAUUAACAGUGAGCAAUGCAAAUCUAGAGCUGCAGAAAUAACUUGAAAUUUAGGUUACACUAUACAUCUAAUUUAAUGAUAAUGAAGGCAGUUAGAGGAGAACAUCAAUUUUAUAUGUAACCUUUUUGCUAUACAGUAAGCCAGAAAACCUCUGAAGGCUCAUAGAAAAUGCGUUGUGUGCAGCUGAGACUGUAUAGUGCAUUUCUUUUAAUUUAAUGUUGUUCUGAUACAGUACAUAUGAGAAAACAGUUUCUCCAGCAGUGUUCCAGUUUUUCAAGUUUCCUUCUUUCCGUUAAACCAAAGAUGUAUUUUCUUUAUAUUUUUAUAUUUCUUUACAGCCUUAUGAUCAUGUAUUUUGGAAGUUCACAAUAAAGACAUUAAAAGACA